Messenger RNA from Amphimedon queenslandica, 1473 nucleotides. RefSeq lists its product as uncharacterized. Gene Ontology annotation, biological process: DNA integration; DNA recombination. Gene Ontology annotation, molecular function: DNA binding. Lineage: Eukaryota; Metazoa; Porifera; Demospongiae; Haplosclerida; Niphatidae. Bases 100 to 1293 code for a protein of 397 amino acids. The transcript has a single exon. The record is from RefSeq and is a predicted model, not a curated record.
ACAGCACUGCUUCCCGUGCUUUAAAUGAUUUAUGGUUACUAGGGGGCAUACCAAAGGAACCGCCCUAAACCACAUCACCACGUGCUUCAAUCUUGGAAAAUGGCAGAGAAGAGACCGUUGGAAGUAGAUGAUACUUGCCCUAGUGACUGUAGUGAGGAGGCGAGGGAGAGCAAAAGAGCCAAGAAUGAAAAGCGAUUUCCGUCUCCUAUCAAGAGUGAAGCUUUACAGAAAGCCACUGAAGGUGUGGUGCCUAAUAACACAAAGCAAAGCACAAGGUGGGCCUUAAAUACCUUCCUUACCUGGGCAAGAGAGCGCAACAAAAGAUGUCCUGAUGAAGAAAUAGACGAGACAAUUUUUUGCUGCCCAGAUGCUGAGCGUGUCUCACACGUACUAUGCCUUUUCACGCUUGAAGCCAGGAAGGUAGAUGGAGAAAGGUACCCACCUUCCAUUUUGAGGAACCUACUUAGUGGACUGAACCGAGAGUUUGUUAAGAAUAAAGUUACUUUUGGCAUUUUUGAUAAAAAUGAUCAUCGUUUUACAGAGCUUCGAAACACUCUAGAUUCUGUCAAUAGUCAGUUACACCGGGAUGGUAUUGGUGUUUCUACAAACCAUGCUGAAGUUUUGACUGUGCAAGAUGAAGACCUAUGUUGGGAAAAAGGAACACUUGGUGUUUCCUCUCUGACUGUUCUCCAACACACAGUAUUCUUCUACAUUGGUUUACAUUUUGUAUUGCGAAGUGUUCAGGAACAGUAUGACUUAAUGGUGAGCCAGCUGAAACGGGUACCUGAGGAUCUCACUGUAUAUGAUCGUAACAUCUACUAUCAGUAUUCUGAAUAUAUAUCAAAGAAUAAUGUCCACUUUUUUACUGAUGCUAAGAUGAAGAACAAAGUUGUUGCUGCAUAUGCUCAACCAGGUUCUAGUCGUUGCCUUGUUUCAUUGUUGGACAGAUACUUACCUUUGUUACCCUCUGGAACUGAACAUGUGUAUAUGCGUCCUGCGAAGGAAUUUUCAGCUGACUCACCUGCCUAUUAUCGACAAAGAGUAGGAAUUAACACUAUUAAGAAGUUUGUACACUUAAUUACUUCAGGGGCUGGCCUAGUUGGUUAUACUAACCAUUGUUUAAGGGCAACUGCUAUGACCCGUAUGUUCAAUAGUGGUGUGCCAGAAAAAGUUAUUGCUGAUAAAUCUGGCCACAGGUCGCUUGAUGGUUUACGAGCAUAUGAGCAUCCUAAUGAAGAGCUGUAUCGUGCUGCAGAGGAAAUAAUAUCUGAUCCUACUAAGAAGUUUGAUUGAGCAGAAGAGAAACCAGUGCAAAAACAAGAAGAAUCAAGUGCUACUCAUCAGAUUCCAGGAUUUACUGGACUCAAUAAUUGCACAAUUAAUUUCAACAUUUAUAAUAAGUGAACCAGUGUUUCUUUGAUGAUUGUACUAUUCAUUGUAUCAUUUACUCUAAAAAUUGAUUGUUUCAUUUAG